UGCAGAUAGAAGACACCAGCUUUUCCAAGCCUGCAUUAUGGACUUGGGACCAGCUGGGACUCAGAAACCUCCUACACUUCCAGUGCCAACUUGUGACCACUAAUCCACUGACCAUCUCCAGACUCACCCUACAUUACCCCUGCUCUCACUGGAUCUGCUGCCUGUGUUGACCAUGCCUGGGUGGAGCUGCCUGGUGACAGGGGCAGGAGGGUUUCUGGGGCAAAGGAUUGUCCACUUGCUGGUGCAGGAGAAGGAUCUGGAGGAGGUCAGAGUCCUGGACAAGGUCUUCAGACCGGAAACCAGGGAGGAAUUCAACAACCUACAGACAAAGACCAAGGUGACAAUGCUGGAGGGAGACAUUCUGGAUGCCCAGUACCUGAGGAGAGCCUGCCAGGGCAUCUCUGUUGUCAUCCACACUGCUGCUGUCAUUGAUAUUUGGGGGGCCAUUCCCAGACAGACCAUCCUGGAUGUUAAUAUUAAAGGUACCCAGAAUCUGUUGGAAGCCUGUGUUCAAGCUAGUGUGCCAGCUUUCAUCUACACCAGCUCAUCUGAUGUUGCAGGGCCCAACUCCUACAAGGAGAUUGUCCUGAAUGGCCAUGAAGAAGAACAUCGUGAAAGUACAUGGUCUGAUCCCUACCCAUAUAGCAAAAAGAUGGCUGAGAAGGCUGUACUAGCAGCCAAUGGGUGCAGCCUGAAAGAUGGUGGCACUCUGCAUACUUGUGCCUUAAGACCUAUGUUUAUCUAUGGGGAAAAGAGUCUUAUAAUUUAUGUUAUAAUGAUCAGGGCCCUCAAAAAUAAUGGUAUUCUGGAUGUUACUGGCAAAUUUUCCACAGUUAACCCAGUAUAUGUGGGUAAUGUGGCCUGGGCACAUAUUUUGGCUGCCAGGGGCCUACGAGACCCCAAGAAGUCACCAAGCAUCCAAGGUCAGUUCUACUACAUCUCAGAUGACACUCCUCACCAAAGCUAUGAUGAUUUAAACUUUGCUGUGAGCAAGGACUGGGGCUUCCACGUUGAUUCCAGUUGGAGCCUUCCUCUGCCCCUGCUCUACUGGCUUGCCUUCCUGCUGGAAACUGUGAGCUUCCUGCUGCGUCCAAUCUACAACUUCCGGCCUCCAUUUAACCGCCACUUGGUCACAGUGUUAAAUUGUGUGUUCACCUUCUCCUACAAGAAAGCUCAGCGAGAUCUGGGCUAUGAGCCACCUGUCAGCUGGGAGGAAGCCAGACAGAAAACUUCACAGUGGAUCGGGUCACUAGUGGAGCAGCACAAGGGGACACUGAACACAAAGACUCAGUGAUGUGACCAUGGCAGGGACAUGGCCCUGGGUGCUGUCAGUUGGUAGUUGCCAGGUCUUCCAGAAGGGACAGAUGUACAAUCCAAGUCCUUCUGCCUUCCCUUGACACACAGACCAACUUGGUGUAUUCCUCAAGUCACCAGAUGCUUUGCCAGUCACUGGCCCUGACACAGGCUUUCUUCCCCAGCACCUGCCCAGCAACACAGGGCUGCUGUGUCUCAGCUCAAACUUCCAAACUUUCCAUGCCUCUUGCACCUUAGAGUUCUCUCCAUUGGUUUCAUCUCCCUACUAAAAACAUUUUGCUUCUCUGCAAAAUUUUCUUUGCUCUCUCUGAAGCUCAAUCAAAGGAUCAAUAAAUACUGAUUAGUACAUCAUCUGCA
Molecule: messenger RNA, 1671 nt
Organism: Peromyscus leucopus (white-footed mouse)
Lineage: Eukaryota; Metazoa; Chordata; Mammalia; Rodentia; Cricetidae
Product: 3 beta-hydroxysteroid dehydrogenase/Delta 5-->4-isomerase type 1
Exons: 4
Coding region: 173-1294 (373 amino acids)
Biological process (GO): steroid biosynthetic process
Molecular function (GO): 3-beta-hydroxy-Delta5-steroid dehydrogenase (NAD+) activity
Source: RefSeq, a predicted model, not a curated record